Lachnellula hyalina is the source of this 2253-nucleotide messenger RNA. RefSeq names its product putative pre-mRNA-splicing factor ATP-dependent RNA helicase (gene prp43). The record is from RefSeq and is a predicted model, not a curated record. NCBI's taxonomy places the organism in Eukaryota, Fungi, Ascomycota, Leotiomycetes, Helotiales, Lachnaceae. Bases 1 to 2253 code for a protein of 750 amino acids. The transcript is spliced from 4 exons. Gene Ontology annotation, molecular function: RNA helicase activity; ATP binding; RNA binding. Gene Ontology annotation, cellular component: spliceosomal complex; intracellular anatomical structure.
AUGGCUGACCGUCGCCCAGAACUAGAAGAGCGAGAGAUGCCGCGGGCAAAGCGACCAAGAGUGGAUGAUCGGGACCCAGCGUCAAAUCCGUACCUCGCCCACAUGUACGAGAACAACGGCAACGGCAAUGGCGGUUACAAUGGAGUGGCCCGCACUGGGCUUUCGGACUUCAAGAGGCAUGAGACUACGGCUGCGCAGGCGCAUACUGCGGAAGAUGGACCAAAUAAUCCUUUCAACAACACGCCCCUCUCGAAGCAGUACUUCAACAUCCUCAAGACGCGCCGAGACCUUCCAGUUCACAAACAGAGACAAGAGUUUCUUGACAUGUUUCAUAAGACCCAGAUCCUCGUCUUCGUUGGUGAAACUGGUUCUGGUAAAACUACACAAAUUCCUCAGUUCGUCCUAUUCGACGACCUCCCACACUUCAAUGGAAAACUUGUCGCGUGUACCCAACCUCGUCGAGUUGCGGCAAUGUCGGUAGCUCAACGUGUUGCAAAUGAGAUGGAUGUGAAACUCGGAGAAGAGAUUGGAUAUAGCAUUCGUUUCGAGGAUGUCACGGGUCCAAAGACUGUCCUCAAAUAUAUGACAGAUGGUAUGCUUCUGCGCGAAGCUAUGCAUGAUCAUAACUUAGCGAGGUAUAGCUGCAUCAUUCUUGAUGAGGCUCACGAACGUACACUUGCUACAGAUAUAUUGAUGGGACUGCUCAAGGAGGUUGCACUCAGGCGGCCUGAUCUCAAAAUUGUCAUUAUGUCCGCUACCUUGGAUGCACAAAAGUUCCAGCGCUAUUUCAAUGAUGCUCCACUAUUGGCUGUACCUGGAAGAACACAUCCUGUGGAGAUCUUUUACACUCCCGAACCCGAGCGAGAUUACGUGGAAGCUGCUCUACGUACAGUCCUUCAGAUCCAUGCCACCGAGCCAGAGGGCGAUAUCCUGUUAUUCUUGACAGGUGAAGAAGAGAUUGAAGACGCAUGCAGGAAGAUCUCUUUGGAGGCUGAUGAAAUGAUAAGAGAGGCUGAUGCAGGGCCACUGAAGGUUUAUCCCCUUUAUGGGACACUGCCUCCUCAACAACAGCAGAGAAUUUUUGAGCCAGCGCCACCACCCUCCAGACCCGGAGGUCCUCCUGGUCGAAAGGUUAUUGUUGGAACGAACAUUGCAGAGACCAGUUUAACCAUCGACGGUAUCGUAUAUGUCGUAGAUCCUGGUUUCAGUAAGCAGAAGGUGUACAAUCCCCGAAUUCGGGUUGAAUCACUGCUUGUGUCGCCUAUAUCAAAAGCUUCAGCCCAGCAGCGUGCCGGUCGUGCUGGUCGUACGCGCCCUGGAAAGUGUUUCCGCUUGUACACCGAAGCUGCUUUCAAAAAGGAACUCAUCGAGCAAACAUACCCCGAGAUCCUUCGGUCGAACCUUGCGAACACUGUUCUGGAGUUAAAGAAGCUUGGAAUUGAUGACCUGACACUUAUGCGAGCUCUCGAAGAACUAAACUACCUAGCCUGUCUCGACGAUGAUGGAAACCUUACCCAGCUUGGCAAGCUUGCUUCGGAAUUUCCAUUGGAUCCAGCUCUUGCCGUUAUGCUCAUCUCUUCUCCCGAGUUCUACUGCUCUAAUGAGAUCUUGUCGCUCACAGCCCUUCUAUCCGUCCCUCAAGUAUUUGUUCGUCCAGCAAGCGCAAAGAAGCGCGCAGACCAAAUGAAGGACCUCUUCAAGCAUGAGGAUGGUGAUCAUCUCACCAUGCUGAACGUAUAUCACGCCUUCAAAGGAGCUGAGGCACAAGCUGAUCCAAAGCGAUGGUGCCAUGAACAUUUUCUCAGUCUUCGAGCCUUGCAGUCAGCCGACAACGUUCGCCAGCAGUUGAAACGCAUCAUGGAAAAGUCAGAGAUUGAUCUUCUCAGCACGGACUUCAACGAUAAGGAAUAUUAUACUAAUAUUCGACGUGCCUUGGUUGCGGGCUUCUUUAUGCAAGUAGCGAAGAAGGACGGUAGCGGAAAGACUUACAAGACUGUGAAGGAUGACCAGAGUGUCUUGCUACAUCCAAGUACCGUUCUCGCUGUUGACAGUGAAUGGGUGGUCUACAAUGAGUUUGUACUCACGACCAAGAACUAUGUGAGAACGGUCUCAUCUGUCAAGCCGGAAUGGCUGCUGGAUAUUGCACCAAACUACUACGAUCUCACCACAUUCAAGAAAGGAGAUGUGAGGACGGCCCUUGAAAGAACCUUGGACAGGGUGAAGAGGAAGCAGUCAACGAAAAGGAGUAAAUAA